CCUGUCCUUACAUUAGGCCAUGCUGAUGCUCAUUGUCCAAACUGAGUCAUCAGACCAUGUUAAAGCGUCUUGCGCAGCCUAAACGCUUUCACAAGAUCUUUUACCGGAACAGACAAUGUGAGAAAGGAGCCGACAUCGGGAAAUGUGUUACUGUCACGCGAAUAACUCCUCUCAACGAGUGAGUACGCAUUUAGCUGAUGAAGCUGAUCAAGAUGAACGCUUCUGACAACGAAGCAAACAAGACGAAAUAGCAUUGUCCUUUUGCGUGUCUGAAAGGAGUGGCACGGAAAAGGGGCAGUCGUAAGCGCGUCUCGAACAUGCCUCUCAGAGCAUUCACCUGCGCAACAGCAAAUAAGCUGUCGGGUCGGCACAGGGGGUACUACCCCGACAUAACAUCAAAUGAUUGUUUUAUACAAAUAUUACGUGAUUGCCGAUUGGACUCUUAUGCUUCGUUUUAUGACUAUGUCAAUAUAUAAAACAAAAUAGUUGUGUUAGCUGGAACGAAGACUGACAAGACGUACAGACUUUCACAGGCACCAGCAUCCUUGGCGACAGCAGCUCCAGAUGUCGUCAAGGCCAGCGGCACUGGCACCGGACGGGCACUGGCACCGGGAGGACGGAUGGACCCGGCCGGGGUGACCCAGGCCUGCCGACCUCUGCCUUCUGGCCGGAUGUGUUAAUAAGUCAGCUCUGCCGUCGCCCGGGCCGGACCAAUGGCGACCCGUCGGCCAUCACCGUAACGACCUGCCGGCGACGUUCGCUCUCCGGCCGCAGCCGCCGCCGCGGCGCGCUCACAAGGCGGUGGUGGUCCGGCGGCGCCAUGGGGCUCCGGCGCGAGCUGGUGUUGCUGCUGCUGGUGACGGCCGUCCUGCUGCCGCAGCCGCCCCGCGCCGACGCCAGCCUGCCCAAGUACUGGUUCAAACUGAAGCGGAGACUGCGUAACCACGUGUACAACAACCACCCGAUCGGUGGACGGUACCGCAACACCGAGACGAAACACUACUACGAGAACGAGGACAAGGCGCACAUAGUGAAGGCGUCGCACUUUGAGUCGGUAUACGAGCUGGGCCACAAGAUCUCCUUUAUCUGCGUGGCCAGAGGCAGUCCUCGCCCAACCAUCACCUGGCGUAAGGACGGACAGGAGAUACCCACUCACAAGUUCCUCAAGCUCUGGGAGUGGAAGCUCACCGGUGACCGUCUCAAGUCCAAGCUGGAGAUCGACCCCGCCUCACAAAUGGACAAGGGCAUCUACCAAUGUAUGGCGGACAACCAAUACGCGAUCGACGUGCGGGCGUUUCGGACCUCGUACGGGGACAGCUAACGGGGAGGCCUUAUAACACUAUUUUCAGUGUUCGCUGGCCACAAAUUUUGAUAUCUUCCUUGUUUCUUCGAUGCUAGAGACUACAAUUGUCGAAAUUAACUGGUUCACAUACAUUUUUCAAUAGCAUCACUCGAGUAUGACAUUCUAUUGUGUCAUUCAAUUUUAAUCUGGAGCGUAAUGCUCUACGAGAGAAGAAUUUCGAAGCUGUCAAACUUUGUGUCCUCUAAUGUCGAGCUAAGAUGUCGUUUUAUUCACUAUGCAGAUGCAUAGACUGAGAUGUAAUGAUAUCCAAUGGAUGAGAUCCAGAAUAAUAAACAUACUUU
Messenger RNA from Amphibalanus amphitrite, 1644 nucleotides. Its product is annotated as immunoglobulin domain-containing protein oig-4-like. The record is from RefSeq and is a predicted model, not a curated record. The transcript has 3 exons. NCBI's taxonomy places the organism in Eukaryota, Metazoa, Arthropoda, Thecostraca, Balanomorpha, Balanidae. The coding region runs from base 821 to 1321 and encodes 166 amino acids.